Phascolarctos cinereus (koala) is the source of this 963-nucleotide messenger RNA. RefSeq names its product electron transfer flavoprotein regulatory factor 1 (gene ETFRF1). Gene Ontology annotation, cellular component: mitochondrion. Gene Ontology annotation, biological process: respiratory electron transport chain. The record is from RefSeq and is a predicted model, not a curated record. NCBI's taxonomy places the organism in Eukaryota, Metazoa, Chordata, Mammalia, Diprotodontia, Phascolarctidae.
GCAAGUUCGGUUUACCCCACUCCUCGAAACCGGAGCGCGUGCCUGCGGACUUGCCCGGGCUUUGCCGGAGCCUCUGCCUCUGCGCAGCCGCUUUUCGCACCCUCACUCUCCUGACUCCCACAGCCUCGCGGCCCCGCCCCCACUCUCUCUCUGACCUUCCCAUUCUCUCUCAGGGGAGGGGAGCCCGACCAGACUACUUGAGUUUUACGCCACGGCGGGCGGUGCUGCCGGAAAGCGUCUUGGUUUGCGGCAGAAGGUAUGUGCAUUUAUACAUAUGAAGACAGUGAAUAUUUUCAGUGACAAAUGAAAAUGGCUAACCCAUUAAGAGGAGAAGUUUUGACUCUUUAUAAAAAUCUGCUGUAUUUCGGAAGAGAAUAUCCAAAGGGAGCAGACUACUUUAAAAGACGUUUGAAGGCAGCUUUCCUUAAAAACAAAGAUGUGAAGGACCCAGAGAAGAUCAGACAACUUAUUGCACGAGGAGAAUUUGUAAUAAAAGAGCUAGAAGCCUUGUACUUCCUUAGAAAAUACAGAGCUAUGAAGCAACGCUACCAUUUAGAAGAUGACAAAACUAAGUGAAUUUUUAUUGUUGCAAAUGUAGGUUUACUGCUUAGGCUGUCUGAGCAAUAAUUGGUGGCACUUCUUUUUAUGUAAAUCAGAUAUUGCAGAAUAACUCUAAUACACAAAAAUGCCCAGAAUACCUGAACUCCCUUCAACUUUAAAAAUUAUUCUAAUAGGUUCCAGUUGAUACACCUAUAAAUUGAUAUUGAAAGCUUACUCAGCCAAGACUUGUGUCCUUUUUUUUUAAAUUAUAGCAUCUGUCAAGACACUGAUUUAACAAAAAAUUCAUUGCUUUACUGAAUAGGAACUUUAAACUCCUAUCAUCAAUCAACAUUGAAAAUUUUUAAUGAAAAUGUUCACUAGGCUUUUAAAAUAAAUACUUACAAAUGGAGUAGUUUUAGAUGA